Molecule: messenger RNA, 4383 nt
Organism: Torulaspora globosa
Lineage: Eukaryota; Fungi; Ascomycota; Saccharomycetes; Saccharomycetales; Saccharomycetaceae
Gene: YPK9
Product: putative acid anhydride hydrolase
Exons: 1
Coding region: 1-4383 (1460 amino acids)
Biological process (GO): intracellular calcium ion homeostasis
Cellular component (GO): membrane
Molecular function (GO): ATPase-coupled monoatomic cation transmembrane transporter activity; P-type ion transporter activity; ATP hydrolysis activity
Source: RefSeq, a predicted model, not a curated record
AUGGAUGGCCAACGAUAUUGCGCCAGCAAUGAAGCUACUAGAAUACCAGCGAGGCAAAGGUCCUCAUUUUCUUCGGUAAGAACAGGCUCGACAGCUACUACUUUAACAUCGGAUGUUGUCUUAGAGCAAAACAGUACGGAACCGUAUGCGGGAGCAACAUUUGAGACAGUGCCCAGUUCAAUUGUUUCGUUUCAUCAUCCACAUUCGUUUCAGUCGAGCAACAUACUGGCAAGCUCAAUAUCUUCCGGGAUAGGUGACAGAAGAGGCCGCAGAUUAGCCGAAGCAGAGUCACUGGUUCAGCCUUCAAGUGCAAGAUCGCGAAGCUCUUCGAAUAACCACCGUUUCAGAUUUUUCACUGAAGAAGAGAUAAGCAAUGCUGAGGGGGCUUCGACGCUUGAGCAUACCGAUUAUGACACGCGAUGGGAUUCCGUCCCUGCCUAUGAGCAGCAGCGCCUCCAAGACUCCCGGUAUGGAUCACAGAGGUCGUCUAUACAUAGUCCAAGAUCGUCUUUUUCAAACGGAAGCUUCUAUGGAUCCCUGCAAGAAAGAGGCCGCUCGCUGUCGAGGGCUUCUAGACAGUCGCAGCAUAGGGAAUUACCAUCAAAAAGAUAUUCGCCUUCGGUACAUUCAGCUGCAAGUUCGUCACGGUACAGUUUGAGAGAUAGAGUUCCGUCCGAGCUGGAGGAUCGUGCUGAUGGAGCGUUGGAUGAGGAUUCUGAUCAUUCCAUUGCGUCAUCGGGCAGUGAGGGUUCGAAUAAUCUUGGAGAUGAUGUUACCGGGCAAGAAGAUUCAAAUGCAUAUUAUAAGAAGUCCUCAACUCAUGCGGAGUACCUGAAACCGCGCUAUCAUGAUAAAUUCUAUCCUGACCUUCCGUCGCAACAGUACUACCAGAGGUUUUAUAUCUCGGAAGAGGAUCUGGUGAUAGGUAUCGCUGGCUACAAAACUUCACGUUUGAGAUUUUGGCUCUUUAGAGUUCUAUGUCUAAUCACUGGUGGCCUCUUUUACCUGCUGAUGAGAUGGAUGCCAUAUUAUAAAGUUAAGAUUUAUGGUAUUAAGGUACCAUUGGCAACAGCUGAGUGGGUCAUAGUAGAAAGUGAAUACGGCGAUUUCAACUGCAUAGAGGUGAAGAGGCAAUGGUACAAUAGGCCGAUGAGUACUCUACUGCCCAUGGCGCCGUAUCCACCGGAACCAAACGGCAGCUCCUACUUCAACAUGCAUCGAAUCAGUGAACUCAACCCCAGCAUUCCCAUUCUCAUAUCUUUUGAGUAUAGGUACAUUACAUUCAUUUAUUCACCGUUAGAGGAUAUUUUCAGAACCAAUAAUAAUUGGGCGGACCCAGAUUGGACGGAUUUGGCUUCUGUACAUCGGGGUCUGACCAGGGGGGUAUGUGAAGAUCGUGUUCUCGCCUUCGGAAAGAACCAUAUCAAUUUGAAGGUGAAGACAACCUCUCAAGUUUUUUUCGACGAGGCUCUUCAUCCUUUUUACGUUUUUCAACUCUUCUCGAUAGUUUUAUGGUCGCUCGAUGCUUACUUUUACUAUGCGGCCUGUAUCUUUUUGAUAUCAAUAUUCUCCAUCGUUGACACUUUGAUUGAAACCAGAAAGACUUCCAAGCGCCUUGCGGAGAUGUCUCACUUCAAUUGCGAAGUAAGGGUUUUCAGGGAAGAGUUUUGGACUCAUGUUAACUCGUCAGAAUUAGUACCAGGUGAUGUAUACGAAGUUUCAGAUCCGGCCCUGAGUAUUUUACCCUGUGACUCCAUUCUACUCUCAGGUGACUGCAUAGUCAAUGAGUCUAUGCUCACCGGAGAAUCGGUGCCCGUUUCAAAAAUCCCGGCGAACCAGAAGACCAUGAACCAGCUAUUGCUCGAUUUUCAGGACACGCAGAUUUCCAGUAAUGUUUCGAAGUCGUUUUUGUUCAAUGGAACCAAGAUCAUCAGAACCCGCGUUCCCCAUGGACAAUCAGCUGCGCUUGCAAUGGUAGUCAGGACAGGCUUUUCCACUACAAAAGGUUCGCUCGUGCGGUCGAUGGUUUUUCCUAAGCCAACAAGUUUCAAAUUUUAUGAGGAUUCUUUCAAAUAUAUUGCCUUUAUGGCCAUCAUUGCCAUGGUCGGCUUUUCAAUAAGCUGUGUGCGUUUUAUCAAAAUUGGCUUAGACAAGAAAACGAUGAUUUUAAGGGCGCUGGAUAUCAUCACAAUAGUCGUCCCGCCCGCAUUACCUGCUACAUUGACUAUUGGCACAAAUUUCGCCUUGAGUAGGUUAAAAAAGAGAGGGAUUUUUUGUAUAUCACCAACCAGAGUUAAUGUAUGUGGGAAAGUUGAUACUAUGUGUUUUGACAAAACAGGCACGUUAACUGAAGAUGGUCUUGACAUCUUAGGAGUUCAUGUCUCGCAACCGUCCUCCCACAAUAGCUUCCAAUUCAGUGAUCUCAAGCAAAGCAUUGACAAGGUGUUCCCAAAGUUUUCUCUGAAUGAUUGCAAUUCUCCAUCAGAUUUCCGAGCAAGAAGCUUCUUAGUUGCGUUGUUAACAUGCCAUUCAUUGCGUUUAGUUGAUGAUGAGCUACUUGGGGACCCAUUAGAUUUCAAAAUGUUCCAGUUUGGAGGUUGGUCUUACGAAGAAGAUCUGCAAAAACAUGAGUUCCAUUCUAUGUAUGAUCAAAGACAUGAGGGCGACAUUUUUCCCGAAAACACUACCAUUAUACCUGCUGUGGUCCAUCCGAACGGAAGUGAUCCGAAUAAUCGAUUCAUCGACAACGAUCCCCACAAUUUUCUGGGAAUAGUGAGAAGUUUCGAGUUUCUCUCGGAGUUGCGUAGGAUGAGCGUUAUCGUGAAGCCUAACAGUGACGACGUCUAUUGGUCUUUCACCAAAGGUGCACCAGAAAUAAUAGCAGAGAUCUGCAAUAAAAGCACAUUACCAAAGGAUUACGAAGCUCUCUUGCAUCACUAUACGCAUGCAGGUUAUAGAGUUAUUGCUUGUGCAGGGAAAACUUUACGCAAGCGAACAUGGCUAUACUCGCAGAAAGUAACGAGGGAAGAGGUAGAAUCAAACCUUGAGUUCCUUGGCUUUAUUAUCUUUGAGAACAAACUGAAAGCCAAGACUGCAGAGACUUUGGAAACUUUGCGCAACGCGAACAUCAGGACCAUUAUGUGUACGGGAGAUAAUAUUCUGACGGCGAUUUCUGUGGGCAAAGAAUCAGGUCUUACCAACUGCGAGAAAGUGUACGUCCCAGCUCUUGUCGACAAUCCGCGUGGCGAUGGUCCGCAGAUAGAGUGGCGAGAUGUCAACGACUCUGAAAAUGUGCUGGAUAUGAGAACCUUGAAAGCGGAGGACGGCACGGAAGACUACACUCUUGCCAUCACAGGAGACGUGUUUAGAGUUCUUUUCAGAAAUGAUAGUGAAAUAUCCGAAGCGUACAAGGAAGAGGUCCUGAUCAAAGCUUCCAUAUACGCCAGGAUGUCUCCCGAUGAAAAGCAUGAGCUGAUGGAGCAAUUGCAGAAGCUUGACUACGUCGUUGGGUUCUGUGGUGACGGCGCAAACGACUGCGGUGCCCUAAAAGCCGCCAACGUGGGAAUAUCGUUAUCGGAGGCCGAAGCCUCUGUGGCAGCCCCUUUCACCUCACAGGUAUUUGACAUUAGCUGUGUUAUAGAUGUGAUCAAGGAGGGCCGUGGUUCCCUGGUCACCUCCUUUGCUUGCUUUCAAUACAUGAGUCUCUACUCGGCGAUUCAGUUCAUUACCGUCACCAUAUUGUACUGCCGCGGGUCGAAUCUUGGCGACUUCCAGUUUCUCUACAUCGACCUUCUGCUAAUCAUACCACUCGCUAUCUUCAUGUCGUGGUGCAGGCCGUACCACACUGUGACAAAGAAGAGGCCCAGCGCCAACCUGGUGUCGCCCAAGAUCCUCGUUCCGCUCGUACUGAGCAUCGCGAUCUGCCUGCUGUUCCAGGCGGUUCCCUGGCUCCUGGCACAGAACAGGAACUGGUACCAAAAGCCGAUUGUCGGCGGAGACGACAUGGUCCAGUCCUCGGAUAACACCGUGCUCUUUUUUGUAUCGAAUUUCCAGUACAUCCUGACAGCCGUGGUGCUGUCGACGGGUCCGCCCUACAGGGAGCCGGCGUCCCGGAACAAGGGCUUCAUAGCGGACGUCGUCAUCUCUGUCGCCCUAAGCAUCGCGCUGAUGUUUGCAUCACCAGCCUCGUUCUGGGGCCGACUAUUCCAGCUCACGACCGUCACUACCAACUUCAAGCUUUUCAUCCUGGCAUGGGCACUGGCCAACUACUACUGCAUGCUACAAAUCCCGCCGCGGGCCAAGCGCUACUUCAAGAAGAAGAGAAGCAACAAGAAGUACAAGAACCUGCUCAAAGACAGAAAUGUAUCAUCCAUUGCCGUAUAG